Adineta ricciae is the source of this 780-nucleotide messenger RNA. The record is from the annotation of a GenBank genome assembly. NCBI's taxonomy places the organism in Eukaryota, Metazoa, Rotifera, Eurotatoria, Adinetida, Adinetidae.
AUGCAAUCGCCAUCGAAUGUACGACGUAACUCUACAGCAAGUGAGAGAAAAAGUAUCAACGAGAGCACAGACGAUAGUCAACCGCCACCGCCAUCAUAUCCGAGUGUUAUUCAUAAAUUAGAAAACUUUCCAUUACACAAUUAUAACGAUCAACCACCUCCGCCAAGUUAUGCAGAUUUAAAUAAUCCAUCAGUGAUCUAUAUUAACAAUUAUCCUGGACCACCCUUAACUGACGGCGUCGUGCAGAUCGUGACUUCGAAUCAAACACCUUCAAAUCAGCAUGGGACAACAGACAAUAUACUAUCAAAACGAAUGCAAGUUUAUUUAUGGUUGAAUGGAAUCUUCACGAUUAUCUUUGGUAUAAGCGCCAUUGGUAUCCAAAUUGGAUUAGUAGCUUCACAUUCAAUUGUCUAUUACUAUUAUGGUUUUUGGGCAGGAAUUUUAAUCAUCAGUAUUGGUAUCGGUACACUUUUAUUCAAUAAUCGCUAUCGUAGAUAUGAGACAACAAAAUAUUUUCGUUCAUUCGUAUGGCAAACAGCAUUUAUUGCCGUUGUAUUCGGUUUUGGGAUCAUUAUUAUCCUAACAGAUUCGUGCGAUGGAGAACAAUCAGAAAAUGAUGGUAAUGAUGAUGCGUGUAAACGGUCGUAUAAAGUACUUAAUGGUUUACUGAUCGCUGUUAUUUCGAUAGCAUUCGUGCAAUCGAUUAUAAACACAAUUAUUAUUGCUGUUCUUAAACGGCGGUACAUGACGAGUCAGAAUGCAGCAAUAGCAGCUUCUUGA